Messenger RNA from Vespa mandarinia (Asian giant hornet), 507 nucleotides. Its product is annotated as phospholipase A2-like. Gene Ontology annotation, biological process: phospholipid metabolic process; arachidonate secretion. Gene Ontology annotation, molecular function: A2-type glycerophospholipase activity. The record is from RefSeq and is a predicted model, not a curated record. NCBI's taxonomy places the organism in Eukaryota, Metazoa, Arthropoda, Insecta, Hymenoptera, Vespidae.
AGUCUCUGUUCAACUUGGUAAGACUCUUCAUCGAAGUGGUACCCUUUGGUGUGGGGAUGGUGAUAUAGCACAGAACGAAGAAGAUCUUGGUUUCUUUGCUAGUACUGAUGCUUGUUGUAGAGAUCAUGACAUGUGUUACAGUAAUAUAAAUUCAGGCGAAGAAAAAUACCGCCUUCUAAACAAUGGAAUUUUUACGAGAUCACAUUGUUCAUGCGACUUUGCAUUUUACGAUUGUCUUAAAAAUGCUAAAUCAAUCAUAGCCAAAAAAAUUGGGUUCACUUAUUUCGAUCUUUUGAGUCCACAAUGUUUCAACGAAGAUUAUCCUAUUAUAAAGUGCAACAAGUAUUCUGGUCCUCUACUACAUAAAUGCAUUGACUACAUGCAAGAUAAAACUGAAGAAAAGAAAUAUCAAUGGUUUGAUAAUAAAAAUUUUUAAAUUUAAACUUUAUAUUUUUAAUUAAAAUUAUAAAUAACAAAUAUACUAUAAUAAACAUAGUGUUGCAAUAA